Molecule: messenger RNA, 5686 nt
Organism: Branchiostoma belcheri (Belcher's lancelet)
Lineage: Eukaryota; Metazoa; Chordata; Leptocardii; Amphioxiformes; Branchiostomatidae
Exons: 6
Coding region: 84-4727 (1547 amino acids)
Molecular function (GO): protein binding
Source: RefSeq, a predicted model, not a curated record
GCAGGAACAGGUCUCUAUGCAGGUUCCAGCGGAGUCUCAGACAUCCAGGUGCACAAAAGUCAAUCAUCGGAGCAAAGGAAGACAUGUCUGAGACCGACAGGACUAGCUUAGCAGACAAGGUGCAGAACUUGGAGUUGUGCCUCAGGAGUCACCACGGACAAGAAGUGAACUAUGGGCGGGCACUUCGAGAAGCUAUUAUUGCCAAUGAUCACUUUACUGAGAUAGAAGUCCUGAAAAGUCUUGGAGACCUACAUCUACGGAAAGGCAAACUUGCUCGACAUUCAGCAGAAUUUGACAAGGCUUCUGCGCUCUAUAGUGCUGCAUUGAUGCGUCUUAAAGAUAAAAAUAUACUAGAAACACUUAAACAUCGUUUAGAUUACAUGACCAAUCUCUCCAUGAAACUGUUCCAAUUGUACAUUCCCCAGUUUCUGUAUUUCGAACCGGAUUAUUGGGGCACUCCUGACCAAAAUUGUGUAAGAGUAGCAGAAAUCUGUGUCAGAAUCGACCAAAAGGUAGCAAAACAAGACUUUCUGUCUGCUGAGGACACAUACACACAAGAACUAGUAGCUGCCAUCACAAAAGGAGACGUCUUCGUGGAACAAGAGAUCCUAAAAUCACUUGGGGAUUUGUACCUCGCAGAGGGAAAGGAAACUUGUCAAAAAGCACAACUCAUCAAGGCUGGCACAAUGUACAACAAGGCCCUGUUCAUAGAGAUUCUGCUCAAAGGUAUGGGUCACGCAGCCCGACCUGAGGUAGAAGAGACUUUACACCAUCGCAUUAGGUACACGAAUAAAGUCUGGGAAGCAAAAAGUCGGCCGUUGCGAGAUACACCGAACAGAGAAGAAAGCAGCCAAACCAUAGAGCAAAUACUGAAGAAACAUUCAAAACCUGCCAGCGAUCGACAAACCUCAGGGAGCAGCAUCCAGGAAAGCAGAACAGAUGUAGCCGCUGCUGCUGUUGAGGACAAUACAGACCCGAACUGUCAGCAUCAAGACUACCUGAACAAGGGGGACGCAUCCCUUGUAACAAAAGACCUGGACUCGGCAGAGAAGCACUUUGCAGGUGCACUUAGGGUUGCACAUGUAAGAGACCCCACAGCCAAGCAGUACCAGACGGAGGUGGAGCCCCUGUGCAAGCUGGGUGAUGUCUACUGUAAGCGAGGUCAGCAGACAGGGGACGGGGGAGACUUCGUCAAAGCAGCAGCACUCUACAAUGCAGCUAUAGUCAGGUCAAUAGACGAAGCUGUUAAUGGUAAGAUAAGAAUAGCAAUCACCAAUACAGAAAAGGCGUUUGUUAGACAUGCCUUGGGUAUCCAUGAAUCUGUCACUCCAGACAACAGUGCUAAACACAAACAAAUGCUGAAGGAAAUACGGGACCAGAUCAAGCUGGAGAUGGAAACCAUUGACCAGCAGCUGGAUCCCUAUGUACAUAAUGCAGAUGACUCGUGUGUCAAAGAGACAGAGGCAAAGCGAGCUCAGGCUGUCAGGCAGUUGUUUGAAAGAAUUGCAGCAGAUAGGAAGGAGUUCAUCAGUCUACUUGUAGAAGAGUGUAUGACAGUAAUAGGCCCCCCUCCUUGUAAGCAUUCCCUGAUGGGUUUGGGUUCUCAGGCCACAGGGCUGGUAACUCCAUACUCAGACCUGGAAUUUGCCAUUUUGGUAGAAGACGAAAGUGAAGAGUCCCUUGCGUAUUUCCGCAAACUCACCCAUUUUUUACAUCUCAAGGUGGUCAACCUGGGUGAAACCAUUCUCCCAGCUUUGGGAAUAAAAUCUCUCAAUGACUUCAACUCCAAAAAAACCCGUGACAGUUGGUACCACGACUCAGUUACACCACGUGGGUUUGCAUUUGACGGCUCCAUGCCGAAAGCAAGCAAGACUCCACUGGGCAGGCAGGGAACAAACACUGAACCACCCAGUGAACUCAUCCGUACGCCAGGAAACAUGGCCUCAAUGUUACAAAAUGAUGUCACAAUGUAUCUGGAAAAAGGUUACCACCUUUCUACUGUCUUGAGAAACCCAUGUCUGAUAUCAGGGGACCAGAAUUUGUUUGACAUAUACAUGGGCAUCACUGUUAAGAUACUUCAAGCUAAUGGGGGCAAAAUGGCUAUUGAACUGGCACAGGACACACUGAUGGAAAACAUUAAACGAUUCAACGACACGGGAACAGUCAAAGCACAGAUCAUGGAUGUAAAAAAGGGACUGUAUCGCUUCCCAGCUUUGGCAGUAGACUGCUUGGCACUAACUUCAGGUGUCAUGCCUACAACGGUUUGGGAGACUAUAGACGAAAUGAAGAUGAACAAAGUUGUCAGUGCUGAAAAUGCACAUCAUCUAGCUGUGCUGGUUAGCAUCUCAGCAGAACUCAGACUCAGAACGUACAUUGCAAACGGUGGGCAGAAGGAAAACUUGUCAGCUUUGGCCUCUAUGAAAUCAGUGUUUGGUGAAAAGGAGUUGCCGGUACAGAGCAAGGAUGAAUCGCAACAAAAUGCAGUGACGCAGGUUUUCUAUCUAUCGAAUGAAAAACAGUUAUUCCGAUACUACUACACUGCAUUGCCCCUUAAAGCAUUUCUGUCCAAAUUGAAAGAAAUGAAGACAGUCAACUCUAUACCUGAGUUGUAUGAUUCCUCCUCUGACAUCCAAGCAAGGAUGUACUUUGAGCUAUGUGAAUACAAGCAGGCCAUCGAGCUUCUAGACAAGGCCUUAAGUGAGGAUGUGGCCACUGAUAGAACGAUUCUCUUGCACUUGUUGGGAAAUGCUUGGCAAAAGCUUGGCGACCAUCAGAAAGCGAUUCGUUACCAAAAAGAAGCCCUAGAUAGGACAAAGAAAAUCUAUGGGGAUGGCGCAGCACAAACUGAUAUCGCCAAGCUACUGUACUGCAUUGGGUCAGUUUGUGAAAGGGCGAGUGACUACGAGGAAGCGGUCUCUUACUAUGACCAGGCACUGCAGAUGUUUUGGCAAGUAUACGGUAGAAGUACCGCGCAUAGUAAUAUUGCAACCACUCUCAACAGACUGGGGACACUUUGGGAAAGAAUGGGAGAUCCCAAGAAGGCAAUCCAUUAUGCAACACAAGCACUGCAGAUGGAGAAGACUAUCUGCAGUCCGAAUACCACACAUCUUGACAUUGCAAUACCAUUGAACACCCUUGGAUGUGCCUUCCACAGUCUUGGUAAUUACAUAAAGUCACUCGCCUAUCUAGAACAGGCACUGCAGAUGACAAGGAGUCUUUAUGGCCAAUAUGCAGUUCAUCCUAACAUUGCUCUGUCACUUAGCAUUUUAGGGAAGAACUGGCGUGAACUUCGAGACAGCGAGAGGGCUAUCGUAUACCUUGAACAGGCACUUCAGAUGUGUAGGAAUAUCUAUGGUGAGGAUACAGCACAUCCUGACAUUGCCAAUAUAUUUACAACAAUGGGCAUGGCAUUGCAUGACCUUGGUGAAUAUAGACGGGCAAGAAGCAACCAUGAUCAGGCACUGCAGAUGUUCAAAAAUGUUUACGGUCAGACAAAACCACACCCUGAAACUGCCACUGCAUUAAACAACUUGGGGUUAAUCUGGUACAAUCUGGGUGAUUACAAAAAAGCAAUCAGCUACUAUGACAAGGCAUUACACAUGUACAGGUGUGUCUAUGGUGAGGGCAAAGCACAUUUUAAUAUUGCCACAUCUCUUAAUAACCUGGGGCAAGUCUGGGAUGCGAUGGGGAAUCACAGAAAAGGUAUCGAGUACUUUGAACAGGCAUUGGAAAUGUGUCGUACUAUCGUUGGUAAGGGUUCAGAGCAUCCUCUUAUUGCAGAUAUACAUAACAACCUGGGGGCAGCCUGGAACAAUUUGAAUGGUUACACAAACGCGAUCGCUCACUAUGAAAGCGCUUUAAAAAUUUACAGAAGUAUCCAUGGCCCAAGCAAAGCACAUCCUGAUAUCGCUAUGUCUCUGGGCAAUCUGGGGACAGUCUGGGGUAACUGUUAUGGUGAUUACAGACAAGCUAUUAGCUACCAUGAGCAGGCACUGCAUAUGUACAGGAGUAUCCAUGGUCAGACUGCAACACAUGCUAAGAUUGCCACUUCGCUCAACAACCUAGGGGAUGCCUGGAUUCACUUAGGUGAAACCAGGAAAGGUAUAAGCUACUUUGAACAGGCUCUGAAGAUGUAUAGGAGUGGUCAGACUAAGGCAAAUCAAAACGUAGCCACAGUGCUCUUUAAUUUGGGGAAGGCCUGGAUGGACCUUGGUGAAAACAGGAAAUCAGUCGACUACCUCGAACAGGCACUGUUGUUGUACAGGGGCAUUUACGGUCAGGCCACACCACAUCCAGACGUUGCCCUCUUAUUGGCGACCAUGGCACGCGUCUGGCUCAACUUAGCUGAUCGUAGGAAAGCUAUCAGGCACCACGAACAGGCAUUACAGAUGUACAGGAGUAUCCAUGGUCAAAGAACGCCACACCCUGACAUCGCCAACAUCCUAACCGACCUAGGGGUAGCCUGGUGUGGUCUUGGUGAUCACAAGACAGCAAAUAGCUACUACGAAGAGGCACUGCAGAUGUUCAGGCGUAUACAUGGUCAGGGAAAAGCACAUCUUCACAUUGCCAAUUUACUUACUAACAUGGGGGCAAACAUGGCCUUUCUUGGUUGUGAAACAGAAGCUUUGAGAUUGUACGAAGAAGCAUCAAUUAUGACAGUGAAGCUUGAGCCAUCAGACAUAAGGAACUCAUUAAUGAAACAGAUUGAAGAGAACCUGAAAAUAUAGAAUAUUUUCCCUCUACGCCAAAAUACGUCAGACAAAAUAUAACAACCAUGAUCUGAAGUAUCAAAUGAAUGUAUGUUUAUUUUUUAACUACUUAGUUAUGUUGUAUAGCUCAUGGAUCGUUUGAAAUGAAAGCUUCUACAUGUGAUUUUUUUGCCUUGACAUUCCUUAUUGUUUCAUUUAUAAGAAUGUUAGAGAAUGUAGAGUACCAUGUAUCAAAAUAUUUUGAGUCAUUUAGAGAGUUUUCCAUUAUGUGUAAAUAAUGUGCCUCACUUAUUAUGUGCAGAUGCUAAUUUACAACUAUACUGUAUCUUAACAAAGUUAAAAAGUAAAUAGAUAUGUACAUGGUCCUAAAUAAAAAAUAAUAAUAAUAAUAUUUUUCUUUGGCAUUAAAGCUUGAGCCAUGAGACGGAAGGGACUCAUUAAUAAAAAAAAUCCAAGACAGCCUGGAAAGAUAGAAUGUCUCCCCUAUAUGUAAAAAGCCCAAUUUAUCUCUAUGUAAAACUUAAUUAUCUAAGGCAUGUAUAUUUAACAAUAUAUGCAUUUUGUUAUCUCGUGUUGCUCAGUCAGAGGGAAAUCUACCUCGAUUUUUUUCUUCCCUUAUUGUUUAAUGUACGAGUAGUGUGUGUCCUAUACCCCAAUACCACAUGUAUGCAGGCAGGCAAACAAACCAAUACGUAAACUAUUUCACAUUUAUAUACAAUGUACUAGAAUAACUUGUAGAGUCGUGUUUUACAUUUGUUAAAUAUAAAAAAAGUACUUAGUGUAAAUAAUUCGCCUGAGACAUUAUAUACAGAAAUUUAUAAGAAAAAAUGAACAUAUAUGUAAAAAAGUGUAAUAUAAGUCUUUUUCGUCAAGACCUUCUGGUGGUAAAUGCAAACCACAUGCUUUUAAGUCAAACGGUUGCAUGCUACAGAUUUUUAUAUAUAUUGUGUGGACUAUGUAUUUGACAAUGUUUAAAC